AUGAAGAAACUAGGCGUCACGCUGACCCCCUCAGGCGAUGCGCUGCGCCAUAUGGCCAUGGACUCUGCGGUCACGGCCACGGGAGCAGAGCAGCAGGCUGAGCCCGUGUUGGAUGCGCCAGCGGGUAGCUUGCACGGCAAUGCCAGCAGCAACCUGGACGCGUUACCCCCAGCCACAGCUCUGGGGGAUCACUUGGCCAACGAACCUGACUGGCUGGACAUUGACAACAUCAUCCAGAGCUUCCUCCACGGACGUGAAGGAGCCCAUGCGCCCCCUGGUUUCGAGCCAGACACGGCGUGGCUGCCAGCUCCAUCUCUGCACAACAUGGCUGGCGCACCGUCGACGACGGCGGCGAUGUAUCCUCCAUCGACUGAGAGCAGCGGCUACUUCCAUCCCCAGGAUGAGAGCGGUAGCAGCGAUGGGUUUGUGCACGACCCUUUGUUUGGCUUCAAUGGGUCGACGACAGACUCGUAUCACUAUGCGUCGUGGACCUCCCAGAUAACCCGGCCCGACUCGUUGGCUAAGAAGACAUCAGAUAUCCGCGUGCAGGCUUACUCGAUGGGUCUGCCGCAUCCAAGCCUGCAGCCGACGGGUGCCGUGUGUCUGGCGUCGGCGCUGUGCUCGCCAGGCACAACCGUCGCGGAACUCGCGGGCCAGGCAGUACUUUGUGAUGGUGAUGGUGAUGCCCUGCUCAGUCCUAAGAGGACGCCGUCGCCGCCUGUACCGGGCGCGCAUGAGCGCAGCGUCAUCAUUGCGCACAGCAAGGGCACCAUUCAAGUCGGCGUCCAGCUGGAUGAGGCUGGUGGUGUCAGGGGCUGCACCGUGUCGAGGACGGCGAGGAGGCUGUUUGAGGGUAAAGUGUGA
This is a messenger RNA of Emericellopsis cladophorae, 864 nucleotides long. RefSeq names its product putative isomerase YraM. The record is from RefSeq and is a predicted model, not a curated record. NCBI's taxonomy places the organism in Eukaryota, Fungi, Ascomycota, Sordariomycetes, Hypocreales, Bionectriaceae. The transcript has 2 exons. The coding region runs from base 1 to 864 and encodes 287 amino acids.